This is a messenger RNA of Diabrotica virgifera virgifera (western corn rootworm), 708 nucleotides long. RefSeq lists its product as uncharacterized. NCBI's taxonomy places the organism in Eukaryota, Metazoa, Arthropoda, Insecta, Coleoptera, Chrysomelidae. Bases 1 to 708 code for a protein of 235 amino acids. The transcript has a single exon. The record is from RefSeq and is a predicted model, not a curated record.
AUGCCUAAAAGUCAAAACGAACUAAAAUUGGAGCGAUUAUGCUCUAAACGUGAAACUAUCUUUCGUAGGGCUCAAUUAUGUUACGAUGCCGGGUCGGCCUUAGAAAAAGAUCCAGAAAAUGCCUCAAAAAUGCGUAACUUUGCAGUUAGAUAUAGUACUUUCGAAAAAACUCUAUCAGAAUAUGAGGAAAUUGUUCAAGAUAUCGUUAUAUUAAAACAAGAGAUGGAGCCAGAUGCUGGCGUUGCAUACCAUACGCAUUUAGAUGCAUUUUAUGAUCUCUACUCCAAUAUUGAAUAUUUAGCUUCAUUAUUAAUAAAUAAACCUGCUGUUUUGAGUAAUAAUCCCAAUAGUACUAAUAAUUCUGCUAUUAAAAUGCCCAAAUUUGAAUUAGUUAAGUUUGAUGGUGAAGAUAUAUCUCUGUGGCCUGUUUUCUAUGAAAAUUUCAAACAAUUUGUUCAUAACAAAAUAGAAUAUCCCAAGUCCGAUAAGCUACAGUAUUUGUUGAGUUGUAUUUCCGGGAAAGCCUUGAAAAGCUGUAGCUCAAUAGAACCCAUUCCUAAUAAUUAUGACAUUAUUUGGAAUAUGCUUGUUGAAAGAUAUAAUGAUAAAAAAUAUUUGUUUAAUCUCUAUAUGGAUCGAAUUGUUAAUUUUCGCGGUUUGCAAUCUAAUAAUCCAUCAUAUUUGGAAAUAUUUUUUGGAAAAGUUUGA